Messenger RNA from Erpetoichthys calabaricus (reedfish), 4675 nucleotides. RefSeq names its product testis expressed 2 (gene tex2). The record is from RefSeq and is a predicted model, not a curated record. The coding region runs from base 631 to 3996 and encodes 1121 amino acids. Gene Ontology annotation, molecular function: lipid binding. Gene Ontology annotation, cellular component: endoplasmic reticulum. NCBI's taxonomy places the organism in Eukaryota, Metazoa, Chordata, Cladistia, Polypteriformes, Polypteridae. The transcript has 13 exons.
CGAGGCUGAGAUGCGGCGGGGUGGCUCCUGCUGAAAGAAGAAGGAAAGGGAGAAAAAAAAGGCGACGGGAGCCGCGGAUCGCGCAAUCCUGUGAGCCACUGCAUCCGCCUUAACGGACAUCGCACCACAGAAGUAUCCGUCAGGGUGGCCUGUGUUUUUGAAAACUCCUGACAUGUGGGCGUCAUCGUUGUAUCUGGGAAUGAGAUCUGUUUUCAGCCCGUUCCUUGUUAAGACCCACCUGAAGCCCCUGUCGGGUGAAACCUAUCUUUUUAAAAAUUGCCUGAGCCCCUGAAAGAAUGGACCACUUUUCAAUGCACCUGCCCGGGUGGGCCUUUCGGUAAUAUUAAGUAGAAGCUGUGCCUUUAACAACACCUGUCAGGGUACGCCCCCAUUUUUUUUGAUAACUACCAGACCUGUUGGUAAGCUUCCUGUCAGGACGCGUCCCUAUAAAAGCCGCUGCCCCGCUGCCUCACUAAUUGAGUGCUGAAGGCUCCCGCUGCUUCGUUAUCCUCAUCCUUUUCAAGUCACCUUUAAAGCCUCCAGAUGAACAAUGAAGCCUCCUGGCACUGUAAUCCUGCAGCACUGAAUGGCCCGCAGUUAUCCAGGCUGUAGCACAUCUGUGGGGCUGCAAUGACAAGUCCGAGCAGCAGUCAUGCAGAAAACCCGGGUGCAAUGUCUUCGAAGCCGCCUGCCAUGCCCAAGCUGCAGGUACAGCGAUCUCUGUCAAGAGAGACUAUCACCAUCCAUUUUUCUGCCUUCGGGAAGGAGGAAGAGGAGGAAGAAGAGGAGCUAUAUGGUGGCUCCUCCUCUUCGCCAGAGGAGCUGGAAGACCAAAGAAUUGUGACUGCACUGGAAGCCAAGGAGGACCUCCUCUUUGAAACCGGCGGGCAGUUUCCUGUGGAUUCCUCUACCUCACACAGCGUGGCAGCUCUGCCGGCAAGCUCCUUCUCCUCAACUUUAAGCCAGUCCUUGGAAGCCAGUGAUCCCCAAGUGUCCAGCUCAGCCAUUUCGGGCAUGCCCGUAGCCACAACCAAGUUAGCUAGCACUUCCUGGCCUUCAGAACAUAAGGCAGUCGCACUACUCUCUUCCUCGGGACAUACGAGGCCAGUAGUACUCUCCUCUGGCCUUUCAGCAUCCGUUGCCCAGGGCAGCAAGCCGCUGGUGAGCCUUGUGAAGUCCUUGUCCACUGAAGUUGAGCCAAAAGAGGCAUCUCCAUCGCCAAGGCACCGUCAUUUAAUGAAGACUCUUGUCAAGUCCCUGUCCACAGACACCUCGAAGCAGGAGACGGAAUCUGUCUCUUAUCGGCAGCCAGACUCUCGGCUCAACCUGCACCUCUUCAAGCAGUUCACCCAACCACGGGUGACCAGCAGUGACUCAAAGACCGCACCAUCCUCACCCCUGACCUCUCCAUUAGAUGGCCGCUCCUUCUUCAAAGUGCCAGAGGUGGAAGCGCGCAUUGAGGACACCAAGCGUCGUCUCUCAGAGGUCAUCUACGAACCCCUGCAGCUCCUCAGCAAAAUCAUAGGGGACGAGGGAAGUAGCAGUGCCAGCCACAAGCCCAAAGCUUUGUCAUCCAGUGCUAGUGAGCUGACCAGCCUAGCCAGUCUGAAUGGGCACCUGGAGAGCAAUAACAACUACAGUAUCAAGGAGGAAGAAUGUGACUCUGAAGGGGAGUGUCUGCAGAUUGACACAGAGCCAGCAGCAAGAGAAGUCCCCCUAGACCUGCUUCAGGAGGAGCCACUAGGAGAAAGUAAAACCCUGGCAGGAAGUGCCACAAAAGAUGAUAGGAAUAAUGCCUCCUCAGUGCUGGACAAGUGCUCACUGUCAGCCCUGGCGAGCAAAGAGGACGAAGAGUUCUGUGAGUUGUACAGUGAGGACUUUGAACUGGAGACUGAGGCCGAGGGGCUUGAGGAGCUGCCUGAGGGAAAGACCGUGUCACCCAGGGAGAGUCUAGAUGUGGGCAGCGAGGACGAGGAGGACGAGACCCCAAUCCAGCCCAAUGUGCCAUGCAAGACCUUGUUUUUCCUCAUCAUGCUGGUGUACGCCUACCUCGUGCUGCCUCUGCCCACCUACCUGCGAGGUCUUUUUCUGGGAGUCGCACUGGGCUUCAUGACGGCCGUCGGGGUUGUGUGGGUAGCAACACUGAAGGGCACAGGUCAUCAGAGAUUUGCCAAGCGCAGGAAGCAUCCCUGGAAUACUGUCCAACUGGACAUCAAGGAGCCUGGGAUAUUUAAGGGAUGGAUGAACGAGAUCCACAGCUACAACCCCGAGACAUACCACGCAACUCUGACGCACUCUGUGUUUGUGAGGCUAGAAGGAAACACCCUCAGGCUUUCCAAGCCCAACAAAAACAUCUCAAGAAGGGCUUCCUUCAAUGAAGCAAGGCCAGAUAUCACUUAUGUGAGCCAGAAAAUAUAUGACGUGACCGAGAGCAAGAUUUACCUGUUGCCUCAAAACCUUGCUAGAAAGCGGAUAUGGAAUAAGAAAUACCCAAUCUGCAUUGAGCUGGGCAAACAAGACGACUUCAUGUCAAAGGCACAGCCAGAUAGAGAUGGGGCAGAAGAAGGGAAGAAUGAGGUGAGCGCAGAUGAAGAGAAGAAGUCCUUGUUGGCACACGAUAAGAGCCGCCCUUCUAGCCAUAAGGACCAAACACUCUAUCUGUUCGGAAGGACUGGGCGUGAGAAGGAGGAGUGGUUCCGCAGGAUUCUGCUGGCAUCAACCCUCAAAUCCAAGUCUAAGAAACCCUCUAGCUUGCCAGGAGCCAAGUCAGGUCUGGUGCCAACCCACAGCAGGAGCAACAGCCAUUCUGGCGUUCUGACUCAUAGCCGUAACAGCAGCAAGGGUAGUCUGGAUGAGGUGAUGUCACAACCCAAACAGAAGGAACUGGUGGCUGGCGUCCGGCAGAAGACGUUGCUUGACUACAGCGUCUACAUGGCCAAGUACAUUCCUGUGUCCAGCAGCCCGUCUGGCCUUAGCCCCGCAGUCCUCAGCCCCGUGCACAGCUCUGAUAGCAGUCCUGCUUCCCCUAGUAAGCUGCCAGCAAGUCAGACGGGCAAAGAUGACUCGGAGGCAUGGGUCAAUGCUUUGGUUGGACGAAUAUUCUGGGACUUUCUUUGUGAGAAGUAUUGGUCUGAUGUGGUGUCCAAGAAGAUCCAGAUGAAGCUCAGCAAAAUAAGGUUACCCUACUUCAUGAAUGAGCUGACCCUGACUGAGCUGGACAUGGGAGUGGCCGUUCCAAAGAUCUGCAAGGCCUACAAGCCCUCAAUCAAUCAUCAAGGCCUCUGGUGUGAUCUGGAAGUGUCCUAUACUGGCUCCUUCUUGAUGACUCUGGAAACCAAAAUGAACCUGACUCGUCUGGGGAAGGACCUCCCCGGAGAGGGACCACGGCCUGGUGACUCCGGAAGGGAAGGAGGCCGUCCAAGGACUUACUGCCUGGCAGACAGUGAUGAAGAGUCAUCAAGUGCUGGAUCUUCAGAUGAGGAGGAUCCCCCAGAAGCAACUGCAGGAGAUAAGCCAUUAGCCCCCGGAGCGGAAAGCUACAUUGGGGGCCACCGUGCCAGCAAAAUUAUGAGGUUUGUCGAUAAAAUUACAAAAUCAAAAUACUUUCAAAAGGCAACCGAGACUGAAUUUAUCAAAAAGAAAAUGGAGGAAGUGUCAAACACACCACUGCUGCUAACUGUCGAGGUGCAGGAGUGUCAUGGCACGUUGGCGGUUAACAUCCCUCCGCCGCCAACUGACCGUAUCUGGUACGGUUUUCGCAGUCCGCCACAUUUGGAACUGAAGGCGCGCCCCAAAUUGGGCGAGAGAGAAGUAACUCUGGCACAUGUGACUGACUGGAUUGAGAAGAAACUGGAGCAGGAGUUCCAGAAAAUAUUUGUGAUGCCGAACAUGGAUGAUGUGUACAUUCCAAUAAUGCACUCGGCUAUGGACCCACGGUCAGCAGCACGGCAGGACUGUGCAAAAGAAGUUGGGUUGGAUGCUGCUGGACCCCGGUAAACUGUGAAGACUGCUGCUUGUCAGUAUUCCAGAGGGCAUCGUCCUCUUUUGUGGAAGAAUCCUUGAACCACAUGUGCCACGUUCCUUGCAGGCAGGACAUUUUGUCCCACAUGCCUGACCACACACAGGAUCUCAGUGUCACAGGAUGACCAUUCCUGGGGAGGCCUGCUGGAAUUUAGGGGGAAGGAAAAUAUUCCCGCUGCUAUAUGCCAUCCAUGGCCUCACUGUUUUCCUUAUGUCCAGAAUCAACAAGGAAGCCAUUUUAGACUCUGGUAUACCCCUUGUGGGUUGCAGUGCCCAUGCUACUGGACAUAAUAAUGAGUAGCUUGUCCCCGUGAACUCUUAGUUUUAGACAGAGCAGCUUUGUUUAGAAUCCAGUGGGGACUUGAAAUGGAAAUAUUCUGGUCUGCCACUUACACGGGAGUGCCCAAAACCUGCUGACCUGCUUAGUGAAAUCAGAGGUCAGGCCUUGGUGAAGUGAAAUGGGGUGUCUUUUGUGUACUGUGGUGUCAUUUCUUCCUGUUGUGGACAUGUUCACCUGUUGGCUUGUUUGCACUCCAUGGGCAGACUACCGCCAGUGUUCGCUUUUCAUUUGCCAAGCUCUCACCUUCUGUCUUUUGGCUUUUUUGUUUACAAGUGCUGUGUGGUGUUUGCAAAUCCCUUACUAAAAAAAAGAAAA